GACAGUUAUCAAAUAUUGCUUCAAAAUAUCAUAUUGAAAUGCCAUUAUCAUGUUCUCUUGUCUGCGUUGCAGGUCUGACAAAUACCUUAGAAGAAGGUGAAAUUUUUAUUCAAUUAGAUAGUGAAGCCAAAUACGAUGAAAGAGGAAUGCGUAUAAGCAUAAUAGAAGGUGAUGUUUUACUUAGUUGUAAUCCGUGUGUCUUACCUUCUGAUGUUCAGAAAGCCAGAGCAGUCAAUAAUCCAUACUUGU
Dentiscutata erythropus is the source of this 249-nucleotide messenger RNA. Lineage: Eukaryota; Fungi; Glomeromycota; Glomeromycetes; Diversisporales; Gigasporaceae. The record is from the annotation of a GenBank genome assembly.